GGCGGCGCGCGAAUACGACCUGCCGCCGUUUUCCGUGAGAUAACGGAUCCGUGAAUCCAAGAUGGCUGACCCCGAGCCGCCGUAUCGGUGAUACCCGCAUUCAUUGGCUCAUUGCAGUUUGCACCGGUAUUGUCUUUUCUCCCUGGACCGGCGGUCGAAACUAUUGUCGCUCUUGUCCAGAGUGUCCUUGUGGGUGGUUUUCCCUGUUCCCGCGUCAUGUGACCGCACACACACUAGUCACCCCCUAACAUAUGUCCGUGCAGUUGUCUUAUUCCUUCUUUUUCAUAUUGUCACAACGAAAUUGAAUUAACUGUUAAAACGGUGGACAUAAUUUCUUGACGAAAAAAAAACCCCUACCCCACGACCUAGAGGACGGUAGUUAGAUUCUUGGAUUCCCAUCAUCGUUUAACGGCGAAAUUUGUCUUGUCGGUAUUGCCGGUCAUCGAAAUAACGAUAUAACAUGUCUUCCGGAGAUACGAGAUUGAGUCGCAGACGAGGGCAAACUUCAAAUGGAGCUACAGGAUCUGAUUCUGGUCAACAACAGCAAAGUAAUGAGCAAGAGCUGGCCACCAAAAUGCUUCAAAUACAAUCAAAACGUUUUUACUUAGAUGUUAAACAAAAUAGAAGAGGAAAAUUUAUAAAAGUCGCUGAAAUUGGAGCUGAUGGUAGAAGAAGUCAAAUUUUUUUGGCUUUGUCCACUGCGGCUGAUUUCAGAGAUCAUCUUGGUACUUUCAGCGAGUUUUAUUCACAAUUAGGACCACCUAAUCCAGAUACUGUUCCUGAAGAUGGAAAAUUGAAGUCUGAAAUGAUGAUCAAGGACAACCGCCGUUAUUACUUAGAUCUAAAGGAGAACGCCCGUGGAAGAUUUCUUCGUGUCUCCCAGACAAUAACUCGUGGUGGCCCACGUUCUCAAGUUGCUAUCCCAGCGCAAGGCAUGAUUGAGUUUCGUGAUAAUCUGACAGAUCUGCUAGAUGAAUUUGGUACAGAUGAUGGUGGCUUCAAAGGUGACUUGCCUGAUGGUCGUCACAUGAGGGUUGAUAACAAAAAUUUUUAUUUUGAUGUUGGCCAAAAUAACCGUGGCAUUUACAUGCGCAUAUCGGAGGUAACAACUACGGUUAAAGGAAACUUUAGAACAGCAAUUACUGUGCCAGAAAAAUCAUGGUCUCGCUUCCGCGAUUAUUUCAGGGACUACUGCGAGAAGAUGGCUGAGUGCAACGAAAAAAGUACUACAGCAACUUCAGUGCCAGCUGAAAGUGUCAGUCCACAAUAAACCUCCAUGUAUAAAAAGUUAUAAAAAAGAUAUAUAAUUACAUUUUUUUUCACACAUACUCAUUCAAACAAAUGAAAUUUGAAAAAUGUUUUAAAUUAAUUUAGCUGGUCUAAUGAAUAGUAUAAAAUGACAAGGUGGUGGGGAUGAUAUUCAAUUCGUCCUAUAGGAAUGUGAAUUUACUAAGGCAUCUGAUUUAUGUUCUAAUUGCACAUGAGUUUACCAACUGACUGUGCAAUGUUAAAAUAUUUUCAAGCUUGUUGUUUAAGUGUUAUUCUAUCUCAUAAUUUCUCCAUUAGUGCAAUAUUUGUUGAACAUUUUUUUUUUAAAUUCUAGUAACUACCAAAAUGAUGUUUUUGUUUUAUAUUUUAUUAUGAAAAUUGUUGUUUAAAUUUUAUCCGAAAAGUUGACAUUUAUUUUGUUAAAUAUUUUUGUUUUAGCUUAUUAAUCAUUCCAAAAUUGAUUCAGUUAUAUGUAUUUGUUUUUAUUUGACAUUUUAUAACAAUUAAUGAUUACAUUAUCAAUACUUUCGAGUUAACAGUAUAAAAUUUUAUCAAAUAACAAUUAUACCUGUUACAUAUUA
Molecule: messenger RNA, 1850 nt
Organism: Diuraphis noxia (Russian wheat aphid)
Lineage: Eukaryota; Metazoa; Arthropoda; Insecta; Hemiptera; Aphididae
Gene: Pur-alpha
Product: Purine-rich binding protein-alpha
Biological process (GO): regulation of transcription by RNA polymerase II
Cellular component (GO): nucleus
Molecular function (GO): DNA-binding transcription factor activity, RNA polymerase II-specific; purine-rich negative regulatory element binding; RNA polymerase II transcription regulatory region sequence-specific DNA binding
Source: RefSeq, a predicted model, not a curated record